AGACAUACACGUCAAUGUAUAUAGGCUUAUAGCAUUUAUUGUCAGAUAUUGCCAGUGACACCAGUCGAAAAUGGAAUGGCUUGAAACAGGAGAUGUAUCAACUAAAUUUGUUGAUGAUGAAGGAAGACCGACGCAUUCAUCAAAAGAACAAAAAGGUGUAGAACAUGUCGUAAUGAAGAAAUACAAAGACUUUGAAGAGUUCUUGGAUGUUGAACCAGAAGCUGUCUUGCACACUGAAACUCAUAUUCCUUAUUUGUUUCGUGGGUUGGAACAUCUUUCAAAAUCCUACCAGUGCCUGGAUUCAAGUCGGCCAUGGUUGUGUUACUGGAUUGUUCAUAGUUUAAGUUUGUUGAAUCAUCCUAUACCUGAUGAAAUGAAAUCCCGCAUAUGUAAGUUUCUAUCAAAAUGUCAGAACAAAGAUGGUGGUUUUGGUGGUGGCCCUGGUCAAAUGUCUCACCUUGCACCCACUUAUGCUGCAAUUAAUUGUCUUUGCUCAAUUGCAACCAAGGAGGCUUACUCUGUCAUAAACAGGAAAUCAUUGCUAAAAUUUCUGUGGUGCAUGAAACAAAAAGAUGGAAGUUUCACAAUGCACAAGGGUGGUGAAACUGACACAAGAAGUUUGUAUUGUGCUGCUUCUGUUGUUGCGUUGACUGGAAUGAUUGACACAGUUGUGAAUUUGUUUGAUAACUCGCCACAGUGGAUUGUAAGUUGCCAAACAUAUGAAGGAGGAAUAGGUGGUUUUCCAGGCACUGAAGCGCAUGGUGGUUAUACAUUCUGUGGAUAUGCUGCGCUUGUUAUUCUUGGUCAUACAAAGCUUAUAGAUGCUGAUAAACUUCUUCGAUGGGUGGUCAAUCGACAAAUGAGAUUUGAAGGAGGGUUUCAGGGUCGGACAAAUAAACUGGUUGAUGGAUGUUAUUCAUUUUGGCAAGGAGGUAUAUUACCUCUGCUUCACAACUUGGUUAUGGAAGAUGCUCAUUUAAAUUCAGACUCGCAACCAAAUAAUAAUAGUUGGUUAUAUAACCAAGAAGCUCUGCAGUUCUAUGCCUUGCUUUGUUGUCAAAGUUCUUUUGGUGGUUUAUUGGAUAAACCUGGAAAAUCGCCCGAUUACUAUCAUACUUGUUAUGGACUCAGUGGUUUAUCAACUGCUCAGCAUUGCCCAAGCCUACAUCCAGUUAACAUUGGUCCUGUAUCUAACCAACUGCAAGCCAUACACCCGGCAUUCAACAUAACAUGCACUGCAGUGAGAUCAGCCCUUGAACAUUUCAACAGUUUGACCUUUUCACAGGAAUGAUAAAACUGAAAAAUCCCUUAUUAUACCAAAAACUUUAAACAAUCUUCUUUGAUAAUUAUGUGGCUGUAUGUUACAUUGUUGAACUGAAUGUUGUGAAACUACAAUGCAUGACCACAAUUUUUACUUAUCUGGUCUGUUCAAGUACAAAAUUAAAUAUAUUUGUUUUGUUGUUUUUCGCUUUAAUGGUAAACACUAUUCCUUCAUCAAACCGUGUAAUGCUCU
Ciona intestinalis (vase tunicate) is the source of this 1513-nucleotide messenger RNA. Its product is annotated as protein farnesyltransferase subunit beta. Gene Ontology annotation, biological process: protein farnesylation. The record is from RefSeq and is a predicted model, not a curated record. Gene Ontology annotation, molecular function: protein farnesyltransferase activity. Gene Ontology annotation, cellular component: protein farnesyltransferase complex. Lineage: Eukaryota; Metazoa; Chordata; Ascidiacea; Phlebobranchia; Cionidae.